Molecule: messenger RNA, 2186 nt
Organism: Jaculus jaculus (lesser Egyptian jerboa)
Lineage: Eukaryota; Metazoa; Chordata; Mammalia; Rodentia; Dipodidae
Gene: Tpm3
Product: tropomyosin 3
Exons: 9
Coding region: 108-854 (248 amino acids)
Biological process (GO): actin filament organization; muscle contraction
Cellular component (GO): actin filament
Molecular function (GO): actin filament binding
Source: RefSeq, a predicted model, not a curated record
GGCAGGCAGGCGGGCGGGCAGCGGGGCCGAGCGAGCGAGCGAGCGAGCGGGAGAGAGACAGAGACAGAGACAGAGAGGGGCGCUCGCCGGGCGGCUGUCGGGGUGCCAUGGCCGGGGCCACCACCAUCGAGGCGGUGAAGCGUAAGAUCCAGGUCCUGCAGCAGCAGGCCGACGACGCCGAGGAGAGGGCCGAGCGCCUGCAGCGGGAGGUGGAGGGGGAAAGGCGAGCCCGCGAGCAGGCUGAGGCUGAGGUGGCCUCCUUGAACCGCAGGAUCCAGCUGGUUGAGGAGGAGCUGGACCGUGCUCAGGAGCGCCUGGCUACUGCCCUGCAGAAACUGGAGGAAGCAGAAAAGGCUGCAGAUGAGAGUGAGAGAGGAAUGAAGGUCAUUGAAAACCGGGCCCUGAAAGAUGAAGAAAAGAUGGAGCUCCAGGAGAUCCAGCUGAAAGAAGCCAAGCACAUUGCAGAAGAGGCAGAUAGGAAGUACGAAGAGGUGGCUCGUAAGUUGGUGAUCAUUGAAGGAGACUUGGAACGCACGGAGGAACGAGCUGAGCUAGCAGAGUCUAAGUGUUCUGAGCUGGAGGAGGAGCUGAAGAAUGUCACCAACAACCUCAAGUCUCUUGAGGCUCAGGCGGAGAAGUACUCUCAAAAAGAAGACAAAUAUGAAGAAGAGAUCAAGAUUCUCACUGACAAGCUCAAGGAGGCAGAGACCCGUGCUGAGUUUGCUGAGAGAUCAGUAGCCAAACUGGAAAAGACAAUUGAUGACUUGGAAGAUGAGCUCUAUGCCCAGAAACUGAAGUACAAGGCCAUUAGCGAGGAGCUGGACCACGCCCUCAAUGACAUGACCUCUAUAUAAGCUGAAAUGCACCAAAGAGGAGCACCUGUGUACACAGAGGAUGCUGGACCAGACCCUGCUCGACCUGAAUGAGAUGUAGAGCUGCCCUGCCCUGCCGCCGCUCCUCCCCAACCCGACCCGACCCGACCCGACUGCACCGGAGGCCAGCCUGCCCGAAGCUGACCUUGAAAUGGAGGGCUGAUCUUUAACUGGAAGGCUGCUUUCUCCUUUCGCCACCCCCUCUACCCUCAAUGUCUUUUUGUUUUAACCAAACUGUCUCUGCCUCUUCCCAGAGAGUCCCGCUGGGUGGAGGCUGAGCACCUUGGGGAACAUGUAAGGGAACGGGCACAGCGCGGUGUCUGCUAAAGCAUGCUGGGAUGUGCACAUCUUGUCAUGUCUCGUUGUAGCAACUGUUUGUAAAACAUUCCAAGUAAUUCCACGUCUCGGGAGCAGCAAUCUAACGAUUCCUUUCUCACUUUUAGAGGGUAACUUUUUCAGCCUUAUGCAUCCUGCCCUUUCCGUGGAGGAGGAGGGCAGGCUGUGGGCCUGCCUCACCGAGAGCCACAGAGCUCAGGACAGACUGCUGUGGAACCUCAUUGCUCUGUACAAAGGACCAGCCAAACACAGGGAAUCUUAGGACAUUUGCCAAAAACAAAAGGCCAAUACCGUGCUGUGAUAGCACUCAGCUGUUGUUGUCUUUGAACAACUUACUUUUGUUUUUUACUAUUUUCAUUAUACAUUACCAAAUUAAUCUCCUUCCUAAGCACUGGGGAUCCAAGUCUGGGCCUUAGGCAUGUUAGGCAAGUGCUCAGCUCUACCCUUCUCACUGUUCACAGAAUGGAUCUUGUGCUCUCUGAGGCUGAGGUGGACACUCAGUGCUGUCCUGCCUCCUUCAAGAAUGAAAAUCAUGUUUGUGCCACUGGCUUACCCAUAGGAAACUCACCCACCUUGUCUGAGCCCAAGCCUCUGUCUCGAAGGUGCCAUCUCACGACCUCAUUUCUUUGCAUCAGUCAUGCUGAGAGAUCUUGAAUACCUUAUGUACAAAACUUUGAAAAUUUUAUAGUAUUUUGGAACUUUGCUUUGGGGCGGCUGAGGUGCCUUGACCACUCCACCUGACUGUGAGAAGUGUAGUUUGUGGGCAGGCAGUAUGCUGUCAAAGUUUCUUUCCCCACCCAGUUGCAACUUAUAGGUGAGGUUUCUGUGAGUCCUGCUAGGUGCACAUCCCGCAGCUGAAUGGCUUACAAUGUGCUCUCCUUUGUUGUGACCUCUUUGGGGCCAGUUGGAAAAGAGAAUACCAUAGUGCAACUGUUUUGAUACAAAUGUCUUUUUGAAAUAAAGAACCAGUCACCUCAA